UAAUGGCAUCUGAUUCAAAUGCUCCUAGUGGCUCCUCUGGCAGUGGUAGAAAAGAUCCAGUAUGGAAAUAUAACACACUGCCAGAUCCAAAGGACAUAAACUCUUUAAAAUGUAAUUUUUGUGGAAAAAUAACGAAAGGAGGGGUUUACCGAGCUAAACAACACCUUGUUGGAGGGUAUAGGAAUGCCAAAGUUUGUCCAAAAUGUCCUUCACAUGUUAAAGAAGAAAUUAGAGAGUAUAUGUUGAAAAAGCUAGAAGAGAAGAACAAUAGUGAUGUUAUACCAGAUUUUGAUGACAUUGAUACCCUUGGAGAUGAUGAUGAUGAAGUGGUUUUUGAAAGAGGUGUUAAAAGGCCUGUGUCUUCAAGUUCAAGUCAAUGUUUAACUAUGCAACAAAAAAAGCAAAGGAUGAAAGGGCCUUUGGAUUUGCUUGUGCCUCCUAAACCUAAGUGAGCACUGGGAAGCAAACAACAAUGGAGACCCAUGUCAAUAAAGAAUUGAGGGAGAAUGCUUGUGUUUGGUUUUCAAGAUGGAUGUAUGAAGCUGGCUUGUCUUUCAAUGCAGUCAAGUAUCCAAGUUUUAAGCCAAUGAUUGAGGCUAUUGGUCGAGCUUGUCCAGGCAUGAAACCUCCUAGUUAUCAUGAGGUGAGAGUUCCUUAUCUUAAGAAGGAGUUGGUACACACAAAUGAAAUUAUGAAGAGUCAUAAGGAGGAUUGGCCCAAAUAUGGAUGUUCCCUUAUGUGUGAUGGUUGGAAGGAUAAGAGAGAGAGAUCUUUGCUUAACAUUUUGGUAAAUUGUCCAAAGGGAAGCAUGUUCAUUAGAUUCGUUGAUACUUCCUCAUAUGCCAAGGAUGCUGUUAAAAUAUUUCAAUUACUCGACUGGUUUGUAGAGGAAGUAGGUGAUGCAAAUGUGGUUCAAGUUGUCACUGAUAAUGCCUCGGCUAAUGUUUUAGCUGGAGACUUCUUAAUGGCUAAGCGAAAGCACUUAUAUUGGACACCAUGUGCUGCCCAUUGCUUAGACCUAAUGUUAGAAGAUAUUUUUAAACUUCCUAUAUUGAAGAAGACUUUUCAAAAAGCAUGUGCAGUAAAUGGAUUCUUGUAUAGCUCUACACAAGUGUUGAAUAUGAUGAGAACAUUCACAAAUAAGAGAGAGAUGCUAAGACCUGGGAAAACAAGAUUUGCCACAGCUUUCUUCACCCUUUCAAGACUUCAUAAACAAAAAGCCAACUUGAGGAAGAUGUUCACUUUAGAAGAGUGGACUAACUCUAAAUUUGCAAGAGAAGCAUGGGGUAAGAUCGCAUCUCAAACAGUGUUACAAGAUUCAUUUUGGAAAAAUGUUCUUUAUGCUCUCAAGGUGUUAGGGCCACUUGUCAAGGUGCUUAGAGUGGUAGACAAUGAGGAUAAGCCUGGUAUGCCUUAUAUUUAUGAGGUUAUGGAUAGGGCAAAAGAAGCCAUUGUAAAAUCUUUUGGUGAUGAAAGAAAAUACAAGCAAAUAUUUGAAAUCAUUGAUGGGAGGUGGAAUAUUCAAUUGCAUCGUCUUCUACGUGCAACCGGAUAUUACUUGAAUCCAGAAUUUUUUUAUUCAAAUGCAAGCAUUGGAGAAGAUCAAGAGAUUAUUGAUGGGUUGUAUCAAACCAUAGAGAGGUUGGUUCCCACUGCAGAGGUGCAAGACAAAAUUUCUAAAGAGCUAAGCUUGUAUAAAAAUGCUGAAGGGAUAUUUGGAAAACAAAUAUGCAUAAGAGGAAGGAAUCAAUUGUCACCAGGUAAUAUGGUUUUUUAAUUAAUAAUCUAAGUAAGUCUAAUCAUUAGUCUAGAACUAGCAAUUUUCAAUUACUGAUUAUGGUAUAUUUUUUCCUAGUUGAAUGGUGGUCUCAAUUUGGUACUGCAACCCCUAAUUUGCAAAAGUUUGCCAUCAAGAUAUGUAGCCUCAUUUGUAGCUCUUCAGGUUGUGAAAGGAAUUGGAGUGUCUUUGAGCAUAUAAGAGUGUUUUAUCUUAUUCUUAAUAUUCACCACUAAAGGUGUAUGAUUUCUUAUUUCUUUAACUUACUGAUUCUAAUUUAAUUAUGACAGCUUCAUAACAAAAAGAGAAAUGGAUUGUAGCAACAAUGUCUCAAUGAUUUGGUAUUUGUCAAGUAUAAUAGAGCUUUAAGACGUCGUUUCAGUUUGCGUAAAUCAAUUGAUCCAAUUUCUUUAGAUGAAGUUGAUGAAAGUAAUGAGUGGUUGCUUGGGGCAAUUGAUAAAUUUGGAGAGUCAGAUGAUGAGCUGGUACAUAAAGAUCAUGAUUUGACAUGGGCUGAUGUUGCUAUGGCAUCUGGUGUUGAAGAAGCUAAUCACUCAACUAGAUCAAAAGCGACUUCAACUUCAAAUUUGACAAGGGGGAGGGGGACAAAGGCAUCAACUUCAAAUGCUCCAAUGGAUCUUGACGAGGAAGAAGAAGAUGGAGAGGGAGAUGACGUAGAAGAAGAUAUUGGAGAUGAUAGUUCUGAUGAUGAAAAUAUGGAUACAUUUAAUCUUGAUGAUGAUGAUGAUUUCUAGUUUAUUAUGUAUAUCUAGUUAAUCCUAAUUAAAAUUUAGCCAUUUAGGACCUAUUAAUGGUUUAAGGUUGAUCAUUUAACUUUUUCUUUUAAGUUGACUGUUGACUUAAAGUCUUAAAACUAACAUUUUUUAGUGGGUUUUGCUUAAGUUUAAUAACAUUUUUAGUACUAUUUUGUUGUCUUUUAAUUAUAUAUGUCAAAUACUAAUUUUGUUUUUUAUUUGUGGUGUUUAAAUGUGGAUUCCUUUUUCUGAUUUGUUGAAAUAUGGUGGGAUUUAAUUUGCUGAAAUUUACAGGUAUGUCAUGAAGUAUGUUUAUGUUGUGAUUUAUUUAAUAUAUGUUGAAUUCUUGAAUUUUUUGAUAACAUAAAUGUUGAUAUGUGAUUAGGAUUUAUGUUAUGACUUAUUAAUCAAUUAAGAAGUAUAUUUUUCUUUCUUCUUAGUUAGCAUGCGCCUUGCACAUGCCAGGCGCGCGCCUCACCUUAUGCCUCAGGCUCCAAGACCUUUUGUGUUUUGAGCCGUGCUACAGUGCCCAAAAAAGGUUGACGCACAGAUUUACCGAAAAAUUGUCGGGCGGACUUCAUCACAGAUGAAGUCCGCCCACACUCUGUGGGCGGAUUUCAUCACAGAUGUGUUGAAGUCCGCCCAGUUCACUUUGGCGGAUUUCAUCUAUGUUGAAGUCCUUCCAGUUCACUUCUGCCCAGUUCACUUUGGCGGAUUUCAUCAUAGAUGAAAUCCGCCCGGAUUUUAUUUAAACGUGCGUGCGGUGUUUUCGAGGUAAGGAUAUUUUUGACAUUUGAUAUUUUUAGUCAUCCCAUACGUCAACUAAUUCAGGCAAAGUAGAAUAAUCCUUGCGUUUUAGUGCGCCUUGAGCCUUUAACAACACUGUGCAAAACUACUGAAAGACCCCUUACUGUGAGAUUGGAUAACUGUGGCACUUCCUAGAAUAGCUAUACCAAGACUAGAGAUGAUAACUAUCGGUUUGAGAUGGAGAUAAUUUGGUUUAAAAGAACUAGAAAAUUUCUUUCUGCAUUUGAGCAAGGUUUGUGGAUGAUCAAAGAUGGAACAUAUUUGUGGUCUUGUGCAGCUGAUCCUACUUAGUGGGUAUCAGGACUUGAUAUGUUGUUGUUAUUAUUCAUUUAUUGUGAUUUCUUAUUAUAUACUGCAAAGAAUAUGGAGCUGUACCCAGAUACUGUAUUUCCAUUCAAUAAUACACUGCUUUUAUUAUUUCACUUCCUCAAGAACCCCUUUCUCUUCAAAGUCCCUCUCAAAUGUUUCAGUACGCAUUUCAUCAAAAAUGUAAUAUUUGACUUUAAGUUACAUUUCCUUCAUCUUCAAUGGGUAUAGAGUAAGCUGGUAUUGAAAUCCUA
Messenger RNA from Diospyros lotus (date-plum), 3899 nucleotides. RefSeq lists its product as uncharacterized. The coding region runs from base 473 to 1777 and encodes 434 amino acids. The transcript is spliced from 2 exons. The record is from RefSeq and is a predicted model, not a curated record. NCBI's taxonomy places the organism in Eukaryota, Viridiplantae, Streptophyta, Magnoliopsida, Ericales, Ebenaceae.